UUUCCUCAGUUGAAUUUCGUUUUUCGACCGGUUCGCAUGUGGGUUCGCAUGACUGGGGUGGAUUAACAAACCGUUCGAUCCGUCGGGUUCCGCGCGUCGUUCCGGGAAACGGACUUAGAUUCUAGCAAAUACGAAAAAAAGAAAAGAAAAAUAACUCAAACUAUAUAGUGUGUUGUGUGUGUUGCCCAAAACAAAUAAAUCCGAAAGAAUAUAUAGUAUAUCGAGAAAUGAGUGCAAAUCUAUUUUAAAUGGUGUGCAAUUAAAGGAGGCAAGACGAGAAUACUUGACAAGAUGCAUUUGUGCGAGAUGCGUGGCAUGCCGCAGCGGUUGCAGCCUCAGCCCCAGCAGUGUUUAGCUAACGAAAGCGAAAUUCAAAUUCAAAUUAAAUUUAAGAAUAAAAAUAAAAAUAAGAAUAAAAAUGAAAAUGCCAGCGAGAUCAAACGGCGACACAGAAACAAUCGAAAUGCUGAUGGGGACGAAGAUCGGCGGCUAAAAAUAAUCAAAGUCGAUCGGAGUCGACGGCUGAUAUUCCCACUGCUGCUGCUCCUCACGGGAUUAAAUGGAUUAACUCAAGCUGGAGCGCUCAAGGGUGAAAAUCCACGCAUCACGGAGCAUCCCAUGGACACGACGGUGCCAAAAAAUGAUCCAUUUACGUUUAAUUGCCAGGCCGAGGGCAAUCCCAAGCCAACCAUUCAAUGGUUUAAGGACGGACGCGAACUGAAGACGGAUACGGGUUCGCAUCGCAUAAUGUUGCCCGCCGGUGCUUUAUUCUUUCUCAAGGUCAUCCACUCACGACGAGAGAGCGAUGCGGGCACUUAUUGGUGCGAGGCCAAAAACGAGUUUGGUGUGGCGCGUUCCAGGAAUGCAACAUUGCAAGUGGCAUUUCUACGCGACGAAUUCCGUUUGGAGCCGGCAAAUACCCGUGUGGCCCAAGGCGAAGUGGCCCUGAUGGAAUGCGGUGCCCCGCGAGGAUCUCCAGAGCCGCAAAUCUCGUGGCGCAAGAAUGGCCAGACCCUGAAUCUCGCCGGUAACAAGCGGAUACGCAUUGUCGAUGGCGGCAAUCUGGCAAUCCAGGAAGCCCGCCAAUCGGACGAUGGUCGAUAUCAGUGUGUGGUCAAGAACGUAGUUGGCAUCCGAGAAUCGGCCACAGCUUUUCUCAAAGUUCAUGUUCGUCCUUUUCUCAUCCGUGGACCCCAGAAUCAGACGGCUGUGGUGGGCAGCUCGGUGGUGUUUCAGUGUCGCAUUGGUGGCGAUCCCCUGCCCGAUGUCCUGUGGCGACGUACUGCCUCCGGCGGCAAUAUGCCACUGCGUCGUGUGCACGUACUUGAGGACCGCAGUCUGAAGCUGGACGACGUCACGCUGGAGGACAUGGGCGAGUACAGUUGCGAGGCGGACAAUGCGGUGGGCGGCAUCACGGCCACGGGCAUCCUCACCGUUCACGCACCCCCCAAAUUUGUGAUACGCCCCAAGAAUCAGUUGGUGGAGAUCGGUGAUGAAGUGCUCUUCGAGUGCCAAGCGAAUGGGCAUCCUCGGCCAACCCUCUAUUGGUCAGUGGAGGGCAAUAGCUCCCUUUUACUGCCCGGCUACCGAGAUGGUCGCAUGGAAGUGACCCUCACGCCCGAGGGCCGCUCUGUACUUUCGAUAGCACGUUUUGCCCGCGAGGAUUCCGGCAAGGUGGUAACUUGCAAUGCCCUGAAUGCCGUGGGCAGUGUCAGUAGCCGAACUGUGGUCAGUGUGGAUACGCAAUUCGAAUUACCACCGCCGAUUAUCGAACAGGGUCCGGUGAAUCAAACGCUGCCCGUGAAAUCAAUUGUGGUUCUGCCUUGCCGAACUCUGGGUACACCAGUGCCGCAGGUCUCUUGGUAUCUGGAUGGUAUACCCAUCGAUGUACAGGAACAUGAACGACGAAAUCUGUCGGAUGCUGGGGCUUUAACCAUCUCGGAUCUUCAGCGUCACGAGGACGAGGGCUUAUACACCUGUGUGGCCAGCAAUCGUAAUGGAAAAUCCUCAUGGAGUGGAUACCUACGUUUGGACACUCCGACAAAUCCGAAUAUCAAGUUCUUUAGAGCUGCCGAACUUUCAACCUAUCCGGGGCCGCCGGGUAAACCCCAAAUGGUGGAGAAGGGUGAGAAUUCAGUGACUCUCAGUUGGACGAGAAGCAACAAAGUGGGUGGCUCCAGUCUGGUGGGUUAUGUAAUCGAGAUGUUUGGCAAAAACGAAACGGAUGGCUGGGUGGCAGUGGGCACCAGAGUGCAAAAUACAACGUUUACCCAGACCGGACUGCUGCCGGGUGUGAAUUACUUCUUUCUAAUUCGUGCGGAGAACUCUCAUGGCUUAUCAUUGCCCAGUCCAAUGUCAGAACCGAUUACGGUGGGAACGCGAUACUUCAAUAGUGGUCUGGAUCUAAGCGAGGCUCGUGCCAGUCUGCUGUCCGGCGAUGUUGUGGAACUGAGCAAUGCCAGUGUGGUGGACUCCACCAGCAUGAAGCUCACCUGGCAGAUCAUCAAUGGCAAAUACGUCGAGGGUUUCUAUGUCUAUGCUAGACAGUUGCCAAAUCCAAUAGUCAACAAUCCGGCGCCGGUUACGGCCAAUACCAAUCCUCUGUUGGGCUCCGCAUCCGCUUCGGCAUCCGCAUUGAUUUCGACAAAACCAAAUAUUGCCGCUGCCGGCAAACGUGAUGGGGAGACGACGACCAGAAACCAGAAUGGAAGCGGUGGAAAUGGAAACCCAACCCCGUUGAGUACCAAGUAUCGUAUGCUGACGAUUCUGAAUGGCGGUGGCGCCUCAUCCUGCACCAUCACCGGUCUCGUCCAGUACACGCUGUAUGAAUUUUUCAUCGUGCCAUUUUACAAAUCCGUCGAGGGCAAGCCGUCGAAUUCGCGCAUCGCCCGCACCCUUGAAGAUGUUCCCAAUGAGGCACCAUAUGGAAUGGAGGCUCUCCUGCUUAACUCCUCAGCAGUGUUCCUCAAAUGGAAGGCACCGGAACUCAAGGAUCGUCAUGGCAUUCUCUUGAACUAUCAUGUCAUAGUCCGAGGCAUUGACACUGCCCACAAUUUCUCAAGAAUUCUGACAAAUGUCACCAUCGAUGCUGCAUCGCCUACUUUGGUCUUGGCCAAUCUAACCGAAGGCGUUAUGUACACCGUGGGCGUGGCAGCUGGAAAUAAUGCCGGAAUCGGUCCUUACUGUGUCCCAGCCACUUUGCGUUUGGAUCCCAUCACCAAGCGACUCGAUCCGUUCAUCAAUCAGCGCUAUCCCAUCAAUCAGGACCAUGUUAACGAUGUGCUGACAAAGCCCUGGUUCAUAAUACUCCUGGGCGCCAUCCUGGCCAUUCUCAUGCUGUCCUUCGGAGCAAUGGUCUUUGUGAAGCGCAAGCAUAUGAUGAUGAAGCAGUCGGCCCUAAAUACCAUGCGUGGCAAUCACACAAACGACGUGCUCAAAAUGCCGAGUCUAUCGACUCGCAAUGGGAAUGGCUACUGGCUGGACUCCUCUACCGGCGGAAUGGUUUGGCGUCCCUCACCCGGCAGCGAUUCGUUGGAGAUGCAAAAGGAUCAUAUAGCCGACUAUGCACCAGUUUGUGGUGCCCCUGGCUCUCCGGCCGGCGGUGGUGCCGGUUCCGGUGGCUCUGGUGGUGCGGGCAGUGGUGCCAGCGGCGGUGAUGACAUUCAUGGAGGACACGGCACCGAACGCAAUCAGCAGCGGUACGUGGGCGAGUACUCCAAUAUACCCACCGACUAUGCCGAAGUGUCCAGUUUUGGCAAGGCACCGAGCGAAUAUGGGCGGCAUGGUAAUGCCUCCCCAGCCCCAUAUGCCACCUCUUCGAUUUUGAGUCCCCACCAGCAGCAGCAGCAGCAGCAACCUCGUUAUCAACAGCGACCAGUUCCCGGUUAUGGCCUUCAGCGUCCCAUGCAUCCGCAUUACCAGCAACAACAGCAACAUAACAGCAGCAGCAGCAGCAGCAACAGGCCCACCAGCAACAUCAGGCACACCAGCAACACCAGCAAUUGCCCCCCAGCAACAUCUAUCAGCAAAUGUCCACCACCAGCGAGAUUUAUCCGACAAACACUGGUCCACCACGCUCCGUUUAUUCCGAACAGUAUUAUUACCCUAAGGACAAGCAGAGACAUAUCCACAUCACCGAGAAUAAGUUAAGUAACUGCCACACUUAUGAGGCAGCUCCUGGCGCCAAGCAAUCCUCGCCGAUAACCUCGCAAUUUGCCAGUGUAAGGCGACAGCAGUUGCCACCAAAUUGCAGUAUUGGUAGGGAUAGUGCCCGCUUUAAAGUACUGAACACGGAUCAGGGCAAGAAUCAGCAGAACCUCUUGGACUUAGAUGGUUCUUCGAUGUGCUAUAAUGGUCUGGCGGACUCUGGUUGCGGUGGCUCUCCUUCUCCAAUGGCCAUGUUGAUGUCGCACGAGGAUGAGCAUGCUCUGUACCAUACGGCGGAUGGAGAUCUGGAUGAUAUGGAGCGUCUGUAUGUUAAGGUAGAUGAACAACAGCCUCCACAGCAGCAACAGCAACUGAUUCCCUUGGUGCCACAACAUCCGGUCGACGGGCAUUUGCAAUCCUGGCGAAAUCAGAGCACACGUGGCAGUCGAAAGAAUGGCCAGGAUGCCAACAAGGAACCGAAUGAGUUGAUCUAUGCUCCAGGAAGUGUGGCCAGUGAAAGGAGCCUUUUGAGCAACUCAGGUAGUGGCACUAGCAGUCAGCCAGCUGGCCACAAUGUCUGACCCUUGCCCACUGGUUCAUCCUUGGGCCAAUCUCAAUCCAAAUCCCAAUCGCAGUCGCAAAGUGAUUUGCAGUCCCAGGAGCAACUUUAUGCUCGGGAAGUGCGGGAGUUACUAGCCUGGUGCGAACGCUUCAACAACGGCGGCGCGGAAAACUUUGAGUAGAUUGGAAAAAGGGUAUAUUGGAGAGGGAAGGAAGCUUAAGGAAAGGGUAUGCGAAAGGAUGGGGUUUUAAAGCUAGGAAGGAGCGACAAAGGAACGAGUGAAAUGAACAGGUUAAAGUGAAGCGUUUUCGUUAAUAUUUUAAACAUCAAGAAAAGUAACUUGCCUUUUGAGAUUUUGGAUAAUUACUAUAUACUUUCUUAACUUCUAUUAAUCACUAUGUUUAGUUUUGCUUGUUCCCUUGCUGCAUUUGUCACAAUUUGAAGAGUGACCAAGACUGAGACUGACAGAGUGCGAGAAUCGUGUGAGGAUUUAUUUUAAUUUUGAUUAGUAUUACAAGGUUUCGUUUCUAUAUAUGAAGAAAAGCCGAGCUCUCUGAACUUUAGAGCUAUCGGCCCUAUGCUAGUGAUAGACAUUAUUACCCACUUUCUCCAUUUCUCCUACUCUAUCUAUCUCUAACUCGCGCUAAAUCUCUCUGACUAAGAAACUGCUUUCGUUACACUUUAGGCUAAGUUUAGCUAUAGCAAAGGAUCACUGUAAAUUCAAAACGAAAAUAAAGUAUGAUAAGUUCCUCCAAGUAUGCAGGCGAUGGAUGAUGGACAAAACGCUGCGUUAGCUUUAGACAAGUAUGUUAACCCAAUUUAGAUAGAUCGAUGGGGCAGCAUUUGUAUUUGUUACUUAAGGGGUUAGUAAUUAGGCUUUAGUGUCCAGACAGAUAUCGAUUCAAUAACCAUGAAUGUUUAUCCAGUAAGUGUACAUAUUGUAAUGCACUAGCUGUAGUUAAUUAUACUUACGUACAUAUAUAUAUAUAUAUAUCUCUAUAAAUAUCAAAUGAAUUAUUCAAUCUAAUUAUGCAAAUGUGAACACAAAUGAGUAGACAUAACGAAUAAUAUUUAAACAUAAAACAUAAAAAGUUACAACGGACAAGUGAAUAAAUUGUGCAUAUAGUAAUUUAAAUUGUAAUAAUUAUAGCAGCCCCUCCCCCAAAAACCAAUCCCUCAUUAAUUAGUUGUUGUUUAAAUACCUUCAUAAACAUGCAUACACACUUAUAUAAAACCAUUUAGUAAUAGUAAAUACCACCAAGGCAUAUAUGAAAAAGAAUCCUUCAAUUUAGAGCCAAGAAAAACAAGAAAAUCCUCUUAGGUUCGCACUGAUGAACUGUCUUGAAAACGCAGGCAAUUAUAUUUAUAGAUACUAUAUAUCCAUCGAUUUGUGCCGAAAUCUCGUUUGAGAUAUUUCAGCAGAAAAUCAGUUCAUUUAGCAUGUUGUUUAUCGCACCCAAAAUGAUGGAAAUUAAGUGUGUGUCUAUGCGUAAUUGUAAUUAUUGAUAUUGAAUACGUAUUUACAAUGUAGCAAUUACAAAAGCAAAAAAAAAAAAUGCCAUAAUUAUGAAAUUAAAACCAACAAAAA
Molecule: messenger RNA, 6296 nt
Organism: Drosophila eugracilis
Lineage: Eukaryota; Metazoa; Arthropoda; Insecta; Diptera; Drosophilidae
Product: roundabout homolog 2
Exons: 14
Coding region: 292-4149 (1285 amino acids)
Biological process (GO): cell-cell adhesion; axon guidance
Cellular component (GO): plasma membrane; axon
Molecular function (GO): protein binding
Source: RefSeq, a predicted model, not a curated record